Molecule: messenger RNA, 609 nt
Organism: Lingula anatina
Lineage: Eukaryota; Metazoa; Brachiopoda; Lingulata; Lingulida; Lingulidae
Source: RefSeq, a predicted model, not a curated record
CAUUGGCAUGCCUACUAAAAGAAUUGUGAAAUGUUGUACUAAAAAUUCUCGUAACUCUAAGUUUGGAAGAACUUUGUGUUCAAUCAACUGAUGUUACAUAUUUCCAGCAGGUUCGUUCUUCAGACGCCGUACCAUGAAGGUUUUGAUCCUCGUUACUUUGGUUGCUGUAGCAACGACUAAACCAGCUGAUACCGCCUUCCAGCAUGUUGCUCGCUCUCUGGCUGAAGACGAGGUUAUGAAGCGAAGCGUCAUGUCUGACGUUGCUUCCGCCAUCUGCACCCGCGUCAUAAACUCAGUGGAUUUUCCAACCCAAACCAGUAUGUGUUUUUCCGUGACAGCAUAUGUCUCAAGCACAUGUACACUGUAUGCUGAAGACAACCUCGGCAACCGCUACAGGCAGUACACUCAAAAGAUCCUUUCACUGUGCUCCAACUUGGCCCAGCGCGCCGUCAGGGAGUGCUACAAAGGCCAGCUACAGAACAUAGCCGACAGAGUAUGCAAAAAUCCUGAAACCUUAAUCGGCUAAAUGAUAUUUUUGUAGAUUUUCUUUGCCAUGAAUGCUAUGGAGAUAAAGAGAAAUAGAUUGAUGAUUUGCAUUUCAUUAUUUGU